Molecule: messenger RNA, 762 nt
Organism: Marasmius oreades (fairy-ring Marasmius)
Lineage: Eukaryota; Fungi; Basidiomycota; Agaricomycetes; Agaricales; Marasmiaceae
Exons: 2
Coding region: 1-762 (253 amino acids)
Source: RefSeq, a predicted model, not a curated record
AUGUACAUCGUUGAGAGAAAAGAACAAUGGGGUGAAGGAAAAAUCGUUGGGAAAAGGCCAGAAGUUGAAUCAAGAACAACGCAUCUGCGGGCUCGCCGGGCGAUUGGUGAUUAUUCCCCAGGCUCUCAAAGGACCGUUCGUCAUCCCAUACUGUUGGAGCGGAGUUGUUCUGAAGAAGGUGAUGGGGGAGAGGGGGGCAGUCCACAUGCCUUCAACAUAAAUUCUUUCCCCCACGAACAAACCGGUUGGGCCGCUCAAAUCAAGAACUACCGCGGUGUUCCCCUUGUCAAUGGCCAACUCCCCCAACACGUUCAGGCGACGAGAGAAGGAAAGCGGUGGUUGAAGGCUAUCACCACGUUAUUUGAAGGAGAAACCAGCAGUAGAAAACUGCAAACGUUGGAUCCAACAGGUCUUCCGACGCUACACUACUCGGAUCAAAACCUCCGGUUGUCCCACUACCACCCACCCCUGUUGAUUCGACAAGCACUCUUUGCCCACCUACACCACCCGCGAGCAAGAAGAACGGAAGCCAUCCCCUCUUAUCACUCCUUCAGAGCCAGUCAGCGUACCAUCAUCGCGAUUCUCCCACUCGCCACUUCCCGAAACGCCAGGUUCAAGCGCAGACCAUCUAUCGCCAUCACACAUCGAUCUUCCGUAUUCAGAUCAGGAACAGGCAGUGGUGGUUUACCAUUGCCAAGAUUGAUGUCUGAUCAACACCUUCACACCAUCUCUCGAGGACGAAAUGUUGGUUUAGAUCGGUGA